GAUAUUCCUACAUAUAAGUCGCAGUUGGCAGUCGCACUCUCUCAACUCCCAGUCCUCGGUUUCAAUCUUUUCUUCUUCUUCUUCUUCUUCUUCACUCUAGGAGAUUGAGUUAAUUAUUCGUGGGUAUAAGAGAUUUGAAAGAAACGAUAGAAAUUGUUCAAUGAAAAUGAGAGGAGGAGUUCUGGUUCGAGAGGGUUUCUGCUACCAAGAGGAAACCCAGCUUACGGUGCUCAAGACAUCUCUUUUCUUCGCCGGCGACGGUUUCUCUGUUUACGAUUCCAAAGCCAAGCUUCUCUUCCGCGUCGAUUCUUACGGUCCCGAUGUCCGAGAUAAAGACGAAGUCGUUCUCAUGGACGCGUCUGGCAACUGUCUCCUCACCGUCCGAAGAAAGAGACCGAGUCUCCAUCAAAGAUGGGAGGGAUUCAUAGAGGAGGAGGGAAGCAGGAAGAAGCCCGUCUUCAGCGUACGGAGAUCGUCGAUCAUCAGACGGUCGAGCGUAAACGUAGAGGUAUUCGACAACCCAGGAGAGGAGUACCUGAUCGACGGCUCAUUCCGGCAGCGUUGCUGCACAAUCUACCGCACCUCCAACAACAACAAGGAGAAGGAGGUGGUGGCGCAGAUCAAAAGAAAAGUUGACGCCGACACCAACGUGGUGCUUGGGAGAGACGUUUUCUGGCUCUGCCUCAAGCCUGGCUUUGAUGCUGCAUUCGCGAUGGGCUUGGUUCUCGUUCUCGAUCAGAUCAAUGGUAUUAUUGGGGAUUACCUCCUGGAUGGAGAAAAUGUCGAUCCAACGGCGCAGGUUGCUUCACCGUGAUUUUUUCUUUUUCUUGUUCUUGUAAGUUGUAACUACUAAUCGGUUUGAUGUGUGGAGUCCUUGACCUCCCUCUACUUUUAAAAGUUUACCCUUUUCUUCGUUUUUGUUCUUUUAUUUUGUUAUAUUAAUAGAAUAGUGAUUGCACUGAUUCGGCCCAUGA
Molecule: messenger RNA, 974 nt
Organism: Nelumbo nucifera (sacred lotus)
Lineage: Eukaryota; Viridiplantae; Streptophyta; Magnoliopsida; Proteales; Nelumbonaceae
Product: protein LURP-one-related 12-like
Source: RefSeq, a predicted model, not a curated record